This is a messenger RNA of Xyrichtys novacula (pearly razorfish), 8975 nucleotides long. NCBI's taxonomy places the organism in Eukaryota, Metazoa, Chordata, Actinopteri, Labriformes, Labridae. The record is from the annotation of a GenBank genome assembly.
CACAGCACCCCCUACUGGAGGAUAUGCUACACACUCCACCACAUAGGGGAGAGUGGGGUCAGUUGAGCCAGAGGGUAAGUUGAGCCACCCCCUGUUGCUUGGAAAUGGUCAAAGAAAUUGAUCAUGUGACCAAAUGUCUAGGAGAUAGGCAUCAAUUCAUGGAGUCUGUGUAGGUUAGAAGCACAUGGGUGAAGGCGUUUGACAUUAAUUUCCAAAAACAAACAUUUUUCACUCUUGAAAAACUCACUCUCGUCUGUCAUAAGUUUUAUUAGAAUUGUAUUCAGACCAAAAAAGAUCAUUUAAAAUUUGUUUUAUACAUCAAUUGAGGUAUCUAUGAGCUACAACAUGAGGUCAGAAACUUAGCAUAAAAGUCCACCAUUUUAGUUUAGAGGUCUAUCAAAGUCAUAAUAGUAGUUCUGGGGUAAGUUGAGCCAGUGGAUCAACUGAGAAAGUAAAGGAGUUAAAGGAGUUUAGCAGUGAUAUGCAAUGAUAAUAAAAAGAGUUAUUGUACUAGUUGAAUAGUGUAUAAUAACAAUACACAUGAAUGUGAAGAAGUGACUGUUAUUUAGGGAGAGAGAAGGUGAGGGUUUGGUCAGAGAGUGGAGGGGUAUUAGGGAUACGACUCAACUUGCCCCGCUCCUAUGGCCAACUCACCCCAUACAUGGGGUAAGUUGACCAUAGGAGACCACUUUUUUUUUGGCAUGCCAUUUUAUCAAGACAGUUCUGUUUACACUAAUUCUGUUGGUUUGCAGGGAUGCACAACAUCUUGAAAUAUAUGCAGAUACACUAACUAGAGACAAAACUAUGAUUGCCUUGGUGUAGUGAUCUGAAAUAUAAAAAAUGGCUCAUCUUACCCCACUCUCCCCUACUUCACAUGACAGGUGAGUCAUUUAGGCAGUGUUUAUUUACCGUAAUUAUUGAUUAAUUACACUUACCAAGUAACAUACUUGAUAAUUUUGACAUCAAAAGUAAACUAGAAAAUUGCAGUCCUUACUAAUCAUGUCCUGAAGGAGUAGAAUUGUAAAAAGUUUGAAUGGUUGAAAAAGCACAAAGUUCGAAGGAGGAGAAGAGUGUCAAAAAUUGGUGAUGAAUAAAAAGUUUAAUAAAAAACAGGAUAAUAUAGAUAACAGUCAGACAGUUCAAUCCUCUGAACAGUGAUUGUUCAUGUUGCCUACAAAUACCAAAACUUUUCUACUAGAAUUGAAUAGUUCUUUGUGUUCAUAUUUUACAUCAAGCUUUCUUCUUCAGUGUUGUGGGUUUUUUUGUUUGUUUGUUUGUUUGUUUUUUGGCCCCCCAGGGCCAUCGUAGCUCCCCUCCCAAAAAUGUUUCUUCAGGCUAAAAUUCUUUAGAUAAAUUCUCAAGAGACAGCAGCACAUCUUUAUAUAUGAGAGACUAGCACCAUUAAAUAAUUUGAUGUUUAAAAUUACAGUCGAGUUACUUUUCAUUCUUCAUUAUCAGUUUCCAAACAGUUUACAUUGGCCUCUACAGCUUAUAAUUAAUCUUAUAAUAAUGUUUAUUCCAGCAACUUGAACCACAAAUAUACUGUAUUUCUGAUGGUGUACACUGAGUGCAGGUCAUCACUGCAAGAUAUUGAUUUAUUUAGUUUUAGUUUUUAGUUUUCAUAACAGAUUUACACCAAAAUUAACCAUUUCCUUUGACUCCCUCAGCCUUACACCCACCAUAUUUUAACAGCAACCUGCUAACCAAAACACAAAAUACUGAUGCUCAACUUCUUCUUACAUUUAAGCUUUUAGACUCUGUCUAUUUUAAUAUCCAAGUUAUCUUAGAUAAUAAUUAGUGGAUUAUAAAUAAGAAUAUCUUCUUCCUUUAUAUGUUUCCUUCACUGAAGUAUUCGGAAACCUUCCUCGCUCCUCCAAGAGCAACAAUCCCUCCAGCUCAGAUCGCCCCAUAAAACAAUUUAGACAUUCACUGUUUUCUGGGACACAGCCAGAGUUCAGGUGGAGAGAAAAAAAUCCAGCAAACAGAGGACUGCAUACUUUCUGGGUGAAUCUUGUGUAGAAGCAGCAUGAGAGAAUGUGGCCUUGUUGAGGGGCCUUCUUCAGCUGAGGCUGAGAGAGAAAGAAAUCUGUGCUCCAGCUCUUGGCAAACACUUUUUGUGUUGUCUGUCAUUCAUGUUUCCCAGUGCAUGUCUCAUUAACAAGACAGAAGGUGCAUAUCCAGCCUGUAGCGUACUAUCUCACAUAAAAUUCAUCAACUAUUUGGGUGACAAAUAAAGCUGAGAGAGUCAUAAUUAAAUAACUAAUAAGACUCUAAAAACAGUCCAGAUAGUCAGUGUGUACUACGAAGAGUAAAGUGCAUGAAUCCAGAUCAUAUAUCCUAAAAAUAAUUGAUGUCCCAUUUAGGUUUCUUCCUGUAGCCAGAGACCAGAAAGGCCCACUCAGGUGUGCACCAGAAGAAAAAUGCAGUCAAUGUUCAAAGGAGCAUCAAAUACUAAGAAGAGUCCCAGCACUCUCCUGUUUCUGGAUUCAUCCUGUUAUCAGAUCUGCGUGGUCACUCCCUCCUUUCCGUCUGACAUCAGUCAAUAUUCCUCCAGGCUCUCUCCCCACCUCCACAUAUUUCUCCUUCUCUUCUCCCUCUUCUGCCUCACUUUCUCUCAGCUCUUCACACACUGAGUGCCUGAAGAUGACCUGGACGUCUGCAGCCUUCCUGGCUGUCCUUGCUGUGCUUCUCGCACUUUCCUGUGAGUGUAAUGCAGGAGGGUUUGCUAACUUUGAAUGGUACAGAGUGGCAGCAGCUGUGUGAGUACUUUGUUAUUCUAAUGGAGAGGUAGACGUUCUAACAAAUUCUGUAUUUUUGGACUCUUCCUCAGUGUCCCCUGAGGCCGACUCUGCAGCUGUGCCCGACAACUCAGGCAGCACCAAAGACCCACAAGGUGAGGAGCUGCAUCAGCUGCACCUCUUCCUCAUCUUGUCUCUCUAUCUCUUUACAUUGUAAGCUCAGCCUGUCUCUGCGGCCUCCACCACAGGUCCGAUGAAGAGGAUCUUCAUGAAAGAAGCCGACGCCUCCAACUUUUUCAGAAAACGCACCAGACGAGGAGCCAAGUCUCAGGAUGAGAUAAACGGUGAGUUCACUUCAGGUUUGUGUGAGGCAACUUGGACUGAGGUCAUGUGAGCAAUCCUGUUUUGUUUACUGGCAUCUGGGUCUCAUCUUUUGCAUCGUGGAAUACACUAUGUCAUAUCUAAAACAGAAAUACCAUUGUUAAUGUUAAUUACAAAAGUACUUUUGUGGAAAAGAAAUCAUACUUUGAAAUCAACUCCAAAAACGCUCUUGGUCUCACAUUGAAUAUGAUAAAGUUAUAUGUAAGAAUAAACCAUCAAUUACACCAUUACAGCUCCACUUUGUACUGUAAAUAAGAUUCUUCAGAAGCAUUCAAAAACAUGAACACAUCAAAUACUGGGAUUAAGUGAUGUUAACAUUCAGCACAUUGGAGACGCUUUCAGAGAUAAUCAAGGUCUGCCACAGCAUUGCAAUAAUUAACAUCUGAGUUACAUAACAAACAGUAUAAAAUAAAGCAGAAUCUACACUGUCUGACUACACACACUGCCAGUACUGAGGGAGUUAGAAUUUACUGCCUUUAGUUCACUGUUUCAUUUACACACAACAGAUAAAAAUAACACAAAAAAUCUCAAUAAUCUCACUGUAAAACUCCUGGAGAAAGGAAAUAACAGUCUGACAAGUUUGAUACAGGGUUAGCUUAUGUUACUAUUGAAUCAAUCAAUCAGUCUUUAUUUAUACAGCACUUUUAAUACGUAACAUUUAGCACAAAGUGCUUCACACGGAAAAAGGAAUAAAAGAAACAAAGAAUACCCAAAUUUACCCCAACCCAAGAUUAAAAGAAUACCCAAAUCAACCCCAGCCCAACCCCUCAUUCCCACCCCACGAUCUAAUUGCAAUGGAAACAGUGUUAAAAUGCAUUAACUUAAAAAGGGCUUGAUUUUGUGGAAACAGGAAUGUACGCACUGAGGAAACAUCAUUUUUAAAAUUCAAGAUAAGGAAAGACUGGAGGUUUAUGUUAAAAUCUAAAAACAAAGAAACAUAGAAUGAAAUUUAAAAAAUCAUAAAUAAAAUGAAAUGAAAACAACAGUAAAAGAUACUAAAAUAAGAGCACCAAAAUUGCUCAAUAAAACACAAUCCUGUGAUUAAAACUAGAGUAGAUAAAUGCUAAAACACGUAAACAAAGUUAAUGAUCUAAAAUUUAGUUAAAAGCAAAACUAAAAAGACUACUAUUUAACUGUAUGUAUUCUUUCUUAAUAUAUUUUAGCAUUAAUUGUGCUGCAUUAAAAUGUGUUAAUACUGUUUUUGGUACAGAUAGUUCAAUUUCUGCUUGACUUGGCUAGUUUUAAGGAUGUUCAGGUUACAAUUACAAUUAAAAUUACAUUAGAAUGAUUAAUUUACUCAUUUUGUUUUAAAAGGACAUAAGUCUAAAUGUUAUUGACAGCCUGACAGUUUUACGACGGAGGCAGGUAUCAACUGUCCUCUUGUCAGACCUGCUCACACAGCAGUUGUGUUUCCUCUGUAGGAGGCUGCAGCAGGAGUCACAGGGCAGCAUGGGGCUGACACACACUCACUCACUCAGUCACAUGCACACAAACCUUAGAGUUUCUCAGUGCAUGUCCUCCUCGAAAGCAUUGUGAAAAUUCCCAUACUGCACCAUGUUUGACAUUCUCAGGUGAUUUAACGGCUCUGUUGCGCGCAGUUCUGCCAGCAGGAAGGUGAGAGCACACAGUGAGACGACUGCUCCGAAUCUGGGUUGUAUAACAGGCUGCAGUUUUGUUUUUAUCAACAACUAGACACUUGGUGCAGCUAAAGCAAGGAUAAAAUGAACACAAAGCAGUAAACAGAGAGAAAAGACUGAGGUGGAGUGAGUGGGUGAGCGGCUGGGAGAUGAAUGAGGAAUGUGCCGACACACAGCAGAGAGGGGUCAGAGAAAAGCCAAGUAAAAAAACGUCAGACAAAUCAACUGUGCUAACUUUGGAGAGCCUCUGCUGUAUGAUGACAUAAAAGUACAUCUUCAUCUCAGGUCGAUGGAAUUUACAAGGUUAGAUAACUGAGAUUCGUUGUUUCAGUGGUUGGACGAGCUGCUACAUUAAUUCCAGACAUCAGACUCUAAAUGGACUCUUUUGUUUGACUUUGUUGUUAGUAGGAGUUUGUGAGCCGUAAGAAGCAGGCAUGCUGUGCUGAUGGAAGAUUCCUCCUCCCACUGUCCUUUUUAUUCUUUUCAAAGGAUACAAACAAAAAUAGUGGGUAGUAGUCCUUAAAAUCCUCUCCCUAAAGUAUAAGUAAUGAAUACUGAUCAGCAGUUCAUACUUGUAUUUCCAAACUGAGCUCCUCGCCGCAUGUUCUGACAUGUGCGGGCAAUCCCUGUUAAAGGUCAGAGGUCAAGACCUCACUUUGGAAAGGUUGGCACCUCAGCUAAUAUCUCUUUCUAAUCUUACUGCAGUCAGUUAGUGUGACUGUCACUGAGAGGAGUUCAGUUCAGAGCUGUCCAAGAGCUGCAGGCCAGAGGUCACACGCAGGCUCGGGCAAAUCCUCUGCCUCAUUUCUCUUUAUCUACACUACUCUGAAAUAUUAAAGGCAUAAAUAUAACUUCAAUAAUGUUUUUCAUUAUUUAAAUUAUAUGGAAAAAAUAACCUUUAAAAUUUGUUUAUUUUCAGACACAAGCUACUCAGGAAACAUAAUCUUGCUCAUAUUUGGAUAAACUAAUUCACUGUGAGGAGUUCGUAGCCGGUUUUGAGACAGUCUGAGUUUAAUUAUAAUGUCUCUUUAUGACCUACAAAAACAUAGCAUCCAAAAAAAUGGCUUCGUCCAGUUAUUUCAACAUGGCUAGAACCUAAAGAAGUCAUUUAGAAGAUACAAACAACAAGAGCUUAUAUUUUCUCCUUAAAAGUGCAUUAUUCCAAUAUUUAUCUUUAAGAUGACUCACACACGUAUAGGGCUUGAUCAUCAUGGAGAUAAGAUAUAUGAUCCGUCCACAGGGACCAAAAAAAUGAAUUAUUCAAAGCUGCUUAAGUUAAUGAAAGAAAUAUGAAUUCCUCUCCUUAUAGGGAAUGCUUCACACAGUCAGUCCUGUAGGCAUGAACUUUAACGGACUAACUAAUCCUCUAAUCACACAAACAUGGAAACUCUGAUUACUUUUAUGUUGCCGAGAAAAUGACUUUUCUGAGUUGUAUAAAAUAUCUUGGUACCAACUUAAACCCAUGUACUUUCAAGAGACAAUAAUGUGAUAGUACUAUAUGAUGUGAUAUAAUAGAGCACAGUCCAAUACAACACAAUGGGAUGUGAUGCAAUAUAAUACAACACUAAAAGACAUGAUGGAAUAGAAUAUGAUGAGCCACAAUAUGAUACGCCAUAAUUCAAUACAACACAAUAUAAUCAAAUAUGACACAGUACAGGAAGAUUGCAUACAACAUGAUGCAAUACAAUAUAAGAGUUGAUACGAUUCAGCAGGGAACAGGGUUCAUUACCCCUGAGGGAAAUUUGUCUUGUACUUCAGUGCUGCACACAUUUUGCUGCCAUCCACAUGAAGAGACCAUGAAAACAAACAAACAACACGCAGAGGAGCAAAUACCAGACAAGCACAGAUGACAUUUAUUACAUGUUACCCAUACUGCCGAUGUCUUGUAACCAUGGCACAUAUAAGACUUUAAAAUGACUCGAGUGACCCUGUACUGCCUUCUAGAUUGUGAACUAUUAUACUCAAAGUGGAGGAUGCAAAACGGGUCCAUCUUAUACAUUUUUAAACUUUAAAGAAUGGUAAUAAUGUUGUUGUGUUUGUUUAUUUAUUUAUUUUGUAGCUCAUCAGCAAAGAGUCUUGGGGGGAAAGCUCUGCAGUAAGGGUGGAUAGUAGUUCAAUUAAUAGGACUAUGUUUAAAAAAAGCAUAAUAUCACAAACAAUGCAACCGUGCACACACAUUCUUGAAAGAGUUGUGUGUAAAACUGCGGGCGUCUCCUUUGAUUUUCUUCUUACUGAGGUAUAUCUCUCUGGAUCGAAUAAAAGCAGCAGGACGUGACUCACUAGACUUCUAUGCAUCCCUCGAGUGUCCAUGGUUUGAUUUUUCCUUUAUGGAUGUGAGCUGCUUCCUCAAAUACCGCGGUCUUUAUGAUGGAUAAAAGCAGCUUUUGCUCAGACACAGUGAUUCAGUCCCAUGGUGUUCUUUGAGACUGUAGUUGUGUGACGUUAAACCCUCACUUUAUGUGUGAAGAUGAGCCCCACUAUAAAUCUCAGAUACAUUCUUUUACAUGCAGGCAUUCAGAUUUGUAAACUCUUCUCUAUUUUUUAGCUGAACUCAACUUGAGUUUAAUGAAGUUCAUUUGGCCCAAAUGACUUCCUAGUUUUCGGUACCACACAUCUUGAAGCAGCUUCUAUCUUGGGUGUUGCUGUCAAUAAAAAUAUUGUUACUCAGAUUCAGUCGAUUGCUUGAUUUUCUUUUCUGAAAAUAAAACUAAUGAAUACUUUUUUAAGGUACUUGCUCAAUUAAUUAAAUUAAGAGUGAGGUACAGCAAAAACAUUUGAGUUGAGCCAGAAUCAUGAACCAAAUAUGACUGAAUCAAUUCUUUACAUUGUUCAUUAAUCUAAGAAGAGUAGUAAAAAAUAUUGAGAUGUAAAUGGGAAAACUUGAAUAUACUGGGAACAUUUACUCAACAGGUUCAAGAGCAAAUGUCGUCUGACGUACAACUUCAAAAAACCAAAGAAGUUCCAGAUGUUGAUCAAAACAGGUUCUGAUUAGUUUGCAAAUUAUUUAAAUCCUAUGUUGAUUUUAAAAAAUAGUGCAAAGACAACAUGUCAUGAGUUGAGACUGAGAAUUGUCAUUAUUUUACGCAAAAUACAUCCUUAUUCUAAAUUUGAUGAUUUGACGUAACACAUUUUAAAAGCUGGGAAAAGGACAACAAAACACUGACAGGUUGAACUGUCAGCAACAUGACUGGGCACUUCCAAGUCCACCACACUGUGAGAGACCGCAUAAGUGAUCACUGUAUGUGCUUAAAACCACCUCUAUAAAACUUUGUCUGUGAGUUAAGCUGAAUCCAUAAAUCCAGGCGAAGAGGAAACCGUUAUAAACAUGAUCCAGAAACUCAGAGAACUCCUCUGAGCCCAGGCCCAUGUAAGAUAGACUGAGGCAAAGUUGAGAAGUUCUUUAGUUUUCAGUCUACUAAUUUGUCCUCCUUUGCAGCCGAGCAGAGACAGAUCCUGGCUGCAGACGAGCGAAAGAGAGAGUUUCAUGAGGAGAAGAGAAACGAGUUUGAGAACUACGCUGAAGAGGAGAAUGAUGGUAUGCAAACCCUGAAAUGUGUUCUCAUUUAUCUGUCCUGUUGGCUUCUUUUUAUUACUAAACUUCCCACAAUCCCCCAGAGCAAGACGAGAGGACCAGGGAGAGCACAGAGCAGUGGAGGGAGUUUCACUACGAUGGGAUGCAUCCUCCUCAGGAGUACAACCGACACUCCACCUGAGACCCAGGGGACAGGGGUGAUGCUGUGAGAUUGAAAAAAACAGAAAGAAAUACCAAGCUAAAGGAAAAUACAAUAAGGCUCUAAUCUCCUUGUUGCUGUUAGACUGUGACGGGGGGAAAUUUAUGCCGUACUUUGAACACUUGUGCUAAUCGUGGCUUAUGUUACUCAAUAUAAACUUCAGUAUAAAGAAGAUAUUUGAGGAUAUAUAUUAAUAAUAUAUAAUACUUACCAAUAACAUAAUAGCAUCAUUUUAAACAAGUGUUUCAUUUUAACCCUGUAUAAAGGAAAGUGGACCAACUGUUUAUACAUUUUACAAAUAUGUAAAACAUAGAAAGGGCCAUAAAACUGUGUUACUCAUCCACAUAUAAAUGCUCCGUUGGGCCCAUAAAGGAUUUUAGAGAUCUCUAAGGAACUAAACUAAUUCAAAACCAAAAUGACAAAUAAUGGAUUACUGGGGGUUUGUAAAACAUGUGUUGCAGAUAUAAAACAGAUGGAAGUACAGGAAA